UUGUUCCUUUUGUUUUACGUGGAACCCGUUGAGACGAUUAAAACCAGAGGCAUGACAAGGAACCCAUCAAUAUCAUCCAUGGAGAUUUCCCUUUCCCUUCCCCUCCUCUCUUCAUCUGAACAAUGCUGUUUAUGAUUACUUUUGAAUUUUUAUUCUUCUGAGCAUCGGCAUUGGCAUUGGGUAUUGCAGAAUCCUAGGAUCUCCACGCAGGUGACGGAGGCACCCUUUGAAGAAGAAGAAGAAGAAGAAGAUUUUUAGCACAUCUUCAUCUCCUUUGUCGCAAAAAUGAUGCAGGAAUUGUCUGCCAUUGAUGAUCUGCCUGCAAGCAACGUGGAACUCAAACCAGAAAAGUUUGAAGGCGGGAAGGAUGGAGGUCCUUCGUUCCAUUGUGAUCUUUACGACACAGAGUUAGUUCACAAGAUAGCUCAAGUGUUCAUCCCUGGAUUAGCUACAGCUUGUGUUGACAACACUUCUGGUGAUAUCUUCCGGACCCCUGGUUCAGUGGCUGCUGAUAUCAGAAAGGAAAUGGUGGAGUAUAUUACUCAGAGAAGCCAAAAUUUUGUGGCAGAAUCCGUUAUCUUGGAAGGUAGCACAGAUGCACAAGUAUCUGAUCAUCCGUAUGAUAUCAUUUCUGAUUUUGUCGAUGACUUUGCAAGUUCCAAGAGAAAUCUGUUUGGUCGGGUUUCAGGAUGGCUGCUAAGUGAAAAAAGAGAAGAUAAGAUAGAUGAUUUUGUUCAAGAGAUGGAAAUAAACGGGUUUUGGUUGAUUGAUAAAAGAGAAGCUAUAGCACAGACUCUGCUUAAAAAUGUUGACUUUAAGGAUGGACAUCACUGCAACAUGAAGUUUAACUCUCCAGAAGCGCUUGCCGAGCAUGCUUCAAGCUGCAGUUUUAGGUCUAUGACUUGCACAAAUGAGGGGUGUACUGCUGUAUUUUGUGCUAGCCACAUGGAGAAACAUGAUUCAAUUUGCCCGUUCAAGAUAAUUCCAUGUGAACAAAACUGCUCCAAUACCAUCAUGAGACGCCAGAUGGACAGACACUGUAUUACCGUCUGUCCAAUGAAGCUUGUUAGUUGUCCUUUCUAUGCAGUGGGUUGUCAAUCCCCUGUACCACAUUGUAAAGUUGAGCAACAUCGUUCAGAUGAUAUCCAUUCUCACUUGCUUUUCAUUCUUCAAACUAUUCACAAGGAAGCGUCUGCAGAGGAUCUAAAGAAACGAGUGGAGCAAGUAGAAAAGGCAUCUUCAUCCAGUCAAUUAGUGGAAGCUCGAGAUGUGAGGUCGUUAACAUCUGCAGUCAAGGGUAUUGAAGAGAAACUUGGUCCAAUGGAAGUGACCAGCAAGCACCCAGAGGAUGUUGAAUCAAAGCUAGGGCCAACAGAUUUGAGCAGCAAAAAUUCAGAGGGUCCUGAAGCAAUAUUAGGGCCAACGGAAGUGACCAGCAAACCUGCUGAGGAUCUUGAAGCAAAACUUCAGCCACAGGAAGUGAACAGAAGUGCACCAGAGGAUGUUGAAACAAAACUAGGGCCAAAGGAAGUGAGCAGCAAACCCCCAGAGGAUCGUGAAAAUAAACUAGGGUCAAAAGAAAUGAGCAGCCAACCCCGAGAGGAUCUUGAAACAAACCAAGGGUCAAGGGAAGUGAGCAGCAAACCCCGAGAAGAUCUUGAAACAAACCAAGGGUCAAAGGAAGUGAGCAGCAAACCCCCUGAGGAUCCUGAAACAAAGGUUGGGACAAGGGAAGUGAGCAGAAAAUCCCCAAAGGAUGUUGAAAAAAAGCUAGCACCAAAGGAAGUGGACAACAAACCCCCCAAGGAUCCUGCAACAAAGGUUCGGCCAAAGGAACUGAGCAGAAAAUCCCCGCAGGAUGUUGAAGAAAAACUAGAGCCAAAGGAAGUGGACAGCAAGCCCCUAGAGGAUCAUGAAGCAAAAAUCGGGACAAGGGAUGUGGACAACGAAUCCCCGAAGGAUAUUGAAGCAAAACGGGAGCCAAAGGAUGUGAAAAAAGAAUCCCCCAAGGAUAUUGAAGCAAAAUACGGGCCAAAGGAAGUGAACAAUGAAUCCCCCAAGGAUAUUGAAGCAAAAGUAGGGUCAAAGGAAGUGAGCAGCAAAGACUCGAAGGAUAUUGAUGCAAACGUAGGUCGUAAUGAAAUCAGCAGCAAACACCAAAAGGAUCUUGAAGCAAAACUGAGGCCGGCAGAAGUGAGCAGCAAACACAAGGAUAGUGGAGAGAGUAGGGAAACCUCAACUUCUCAAAAUGCCUUGGAGGAUGCUGAAACAUAAAUCCUAACCUGCCAAGUCUCCUGUUUUACAAAACCUUAUUCACGUUUGGUAGAGCCAUCGCAUUGCCAGAAACUGAGUCAUCUGUACCUGUCCUCUUGGUUGUCGACCAGUCAGUUUGAUCUUUACAUAGAUACUUCUAUGAUCAGCUUAUUUUGUGCCUCAUUGUUUAUUCUUUGUUUACCUUAAUCAUUUUUUGUAAGCAAUAGAACGUUGUUAUACAGUUUAUAGGUUUUACUCUGGAAUAUUUGUCUAGUGACAAUGUGAUAUCACUUUUGUCAAGUGGCAGUGUAGCCACCUAGUUAAAACAUCGGCGACAUCUCUUUCUGUCAA
Pyrus x bretschneideri (Chinese white pear) is the source of this 2604-nucleotide messenger RNA. RefSeq lists its product as uncharacterized. The record is from RefSeq and is a predicted model, not a curated record. NCBI's taxonomy places the organism in Eukaryota, Viridiplantae, Streptophyta, Magnoliopsida, Rosales, Rosaceae. The coding region runs from base 286 to 2274 and encodes 662 amino acids. The transcript is spliced from 3 exons. Gene Ontology annotation, molecular function: zinc ion binding.